This is a messenger RNA of Amoebophrya sp. A25, 3343 nucleotides long. NCBI's taxonomy places the organism in Eukaryota, Dinophyceae, Syndiniales, Amoebophryaceae. The record is from the annotation of a GenBank genome assembly.
AUGAUCAAAAAUUACAGCUAUAGCAUAGAGAACAGGCCAGAAAAGUUAUCCACAUCUACCUUGACAAAAUACGAUGACUCUCCGACAAAACAAGACACCACAUCAAGGGACAUGAUGACGAAUCCUCUGUCACCUCAGCACCCUCUCCAACGGCGCGGAUCCAGACAGCAGCAAAAUGUUGUCUCCGCGAAUAUCGAUCGACAAUUUUGCCGCUGUCUGGGCGUCGGAGAGCAGGUUGCGGAGGUGUUAUUCGGGACAUGCGCAGGCGAAGAAGAAGAACCAGUGAACCAGAUACCCGAUGAAAUCAUACCUAUACCAGCAUCACAUCCGCUUAGGCAGAGAGGGUUUCUGACUUUUGACGCGCCAGCGCAUGGAGUGAAUUUUUCGUCGAGUGGACGGCCCUUGAGAGCGGGAAGGGCUUUGUUUUUGGCGAAUGAAUGGGACAUACUGCCAGUAAGGUACUUAGUACCGGUACUCAAUACCGUAGUAACUACUCUGUUAGUGCCAGUAGGGUACUCAAUACCGAGAGUAGAUUCUGAUGUUUGUGUUUGAUUUUGCUUUCCUAAUAAGAUAUCAAUCGAAGAACUAAAGUGGAGAUCUCUGUGAUCCCUUUGCAAACAACUUCGUCGUCCCCUCUUAUCUCUCAAUACCUCCACUGAACAUCGCGGCGCACAGACUCGAGCUUUUCCCUACUGGCAUGCGGUUCCGCAUACUGGGUGAGUCUAUUCGCAAGGAAAAAGACCUCCAAGACCAAGAUGAUCGGCGAAAGAAAGUUGAAAAUGAUGAAAACUCAUUUCCAGUGGGGCAGGAGAUUAGCCUUGGAUUUUCUCCGUUUAUCCUAGUGCGGAACUGUCGAUUUGAGUCUGACGACCCAGACGAUAAAAUGGAGACAUACAAGAUUUUCAAAGUCUCGUGGUACGGUCUGGGACUAUGCUAUUAUUAAGGGUUACCACAUUGCAUUCUUCACUACCAUCCUUGUGAAUGGUUCCGGUAAUUGGUAACCUGAAUUUGAUCAUCAGGGAAAACAAGAAGAGAACCCUUAGGAUCAAAUUCAGGUUACCAAAUACCAGAACCAUACACCUUGACUUUUUUUCCAGUAGGAAAAGGGUCAGGGAUGAUCUGAAGAAUGCAAUGCCGCAACCUCUAAUAUUACUUUGCUUUGGACGUGGAAUUCUGCUGCGCAGCGAGACGAGGGUCGAGGACGAGUUCUGCUUAUGGAGGGGAUUUUGCUAUUUUCCUGAGCCACCUUUUCAUCUUCUAGCAGCUGUCACAAGUACUAGUCGUGCACUUAGUAUUAAGAUGCAAUACCGCAGGACUCUUGAUGUGACCGUGAAGAGGCCGUUCUUUUCAAUCCAAAUACACGUCUGACAAGGAGGUAGUACUAGCUGGUACCUUAGACAUGAAACGCAUGACCUUCCAUUUUAGUCUUCCCUGACCCAUUUUUACCUUCCAUUUUAAUGAUCCUUCCGGUGGAGUAAGAGGAGGCUCAGUAUCUCUCGUAGAAGGUACUUCCAGGUCUGCUUUAGGCGCUACAAUAGACGGCUCUGUCGCAUCGUUUAGCUCGGAAGCGACCCCUAGACUGUUGCAACUCUUGCCGGACACCGACACUGCAGCAACACGAGCCAAAGAGCCUUCCUCGUCAGGGCCAGCAGUGCCACCACACAAGACACCGGAAACGUCGCGGUCUAAAUGGGUUUUAGACGUCUCGAGGUGUAUCAGACAACUGACGUUAAGUCUUUUUCCGCCAUUCUCGAUCCGAUGCGAUCCUCUACCGCACAGAGAGACCACGAGUCGACGUUUGAUGGCUGGUUUUCUCGUCUACCUGCUUCCAAACCAGAAGGAGAUGGUAACGGUCGUGUAUGCAGAGUUGCAUGCUCAUGUGCACAAGGUGCUAGUUGACGGCGAGGAAGAGGGGAUGGUAGUUAUGGUGCAAUUUACUACUCAGGACGCCGAGUCUUCGGAAUCAGACACCUUCAGCACACACCAUAAACUCCUCAUUGCUCCAUGAUCUUGUUCUAAAAUUUCAAGUCCAGACAAUCGAGCUAAAACCAGCACGACUUCUACCGUGACUGGUGCUACCGCAGCGGCCUUAGCAGCUGGCGCAGUAGUCGGAGCAGCUGCUACUACUUUGGGUCGUGGUGGAGCAAGUACAACAAGUGGAGCAGAAGAUCUGCAAGAGGAUGACACAGGUGAUGAAGGUACAAGAGCCUCAUCCUCCUCUUCUCAUCGUACUAGUUUAAGGUCAACAUUUAGUGUCCAUCUUUCUCGGCAUCUCGGUACCCUUUUCCCGUGGUGUAUUCUCAUGAAAUACGAGGUAGAAGGAGUCACGAUGAGGGGGUCGAGAUGCAAUCUAGCAGACUCUAACUAGUGAAGCCAGACUGCCUAGAAGUUCGCCACCCAAGAGGAGAAUGCAGAAGGUAGAGCACGUCUACGAAGCAGCGUUGCUGCUGUAUGGGAAUGACAAGUGUGAACGUGUGCUACGGGAAAUCUGCAUCAGAGAAGAAACGCCUUGUUUCGAAAAAGUCGGCAUAAACUGCACAGCCUUCUGCGUGGAUCACAUGCAUCAGCUUUCUGCCAGGACGAUCAGCGAGAAGAAACUGUGGCUACGAGCUUUGGCCAACACCAAAGUCAAACUCCAAAACAAGGCUCCUACGCCAAGCUGGCUCGAACUCGAGGCGUAUCGAGAAGCGGUGAAGGAAACUGUGCGACAAGAUAAUCAUAAUGCAGCGACGCUUGGUGGAGGAAGUAGUGCUAGUGCUGGGUCAUUUCAUCUACCAGCUGAUGCAGCAGACGCAACUAUCUAUGAAGAUGCAGCUGUAGCACAACAACUGCCUUCAUCUUCAAACGAUGACUUCAUGAUGCCGUUGCUACCAACAAGUAACCGGAAACCUGAGGAAUUCUUUGCGUCGCGUGCGAGUUUCAGGAGUCCGUGAUGAGCGGGUGGUGGGAAGGUCAGUAGAUGGGAUCAUCUUCAAUGGGAGAAGAUGAUGGUGGAGUAAAUUUGCUGUACAGUGACAAUUCGCACAUACUAGUUGAUUCAGCUGAAUCACGUGGUCGAAGGAUGAUAAACAGAAACUAAGAGUGAUGAAGAUUGCACAGAGUCUUUCCGAUACUCACUUUGCGCGACCAAAUGACGUACAGGAGAAGCUAAAAGAGAUGAGCUGUAACUACUACGUGAAGAAGCAUCGUUUCAUUUCAACACUUCUCGACAAUGCACCACUCACUCGGUAAAUGCUUGUUGUCCGACUGCCAUUUCUCUGUCAAUCAACGUCUGUGUUAUAACAAGCCACUCACCCUGCAACUCGAUGACUCGUCGGUUCUUCAUCUUGAGCUCGGUUUUCCU